AUGCACCUUUUCGUCACACUAGCUAACCCUCCCGUCGCGGCGAGGAAGGGCAGUCGAAUCCCUUUGGAAAGCUCCACUGUGGAACGACUGCCGAUGUCUAGCCAAGACCUCACUCAGCCGGGUGCCCCUCGAGACGGUGGUCGUGUGCAAACGUCCCCCGUGCGACGUGACGCGGUAGUGACAUCGGAAGUGACCGAACCAAUGCGUCAUGAGGCUGAGAGUUCCUUCAUUGGUGAACACCUCCUGGAUCCUACUGUCACUCGCGGAGUCUCAGACGGAGAUGGCAGUAUCCCAGGGGUGAAUCUCGCCGAUCUCAGGGUACAACUCCAAGUGCCGCAUGAGAACGCGGGGAGGGCCUUAGUCGAAAGACCCUUUGGAUCUACCGCUACAGCAUGUCUGGCCCCGACCAGUCUUGUCAACAAUGAGGCUGGUCACACGACUACCAACCGUGCACCCGUCUGUGAUGAGCCUCCCAGAACGGGGGAUGAAUCAACUCCAACUCAAGAAAACGCAGAUCCAGCAUCAGGAGUGGUUGGAGCUGAGGAGUCAGCUUUCGAUCGAGACUCGUCGAACAAGUCUCACCACGAUCGAGUUGACCAUGGGCAGUCCUCUCAUGGGAGAGAUUCGAAUCACUCGUCCAGCAACACGCAAGACCAAACCGUGGACCACAAUGACGAUGCGAAGUCUAAACAUGCCACGUCUGCGGUGGACAAGUCCGGCAAGCACACAAGCAAACCGCAAACGCUUUCUCUUGGCGCGUAG
Messenger RNA from Aphanomyces astaci, 762 nucleotides. RefSeq lists its product as hypothetical. NCBI's taxonomy places the organism in Eukaryota, Oomycota, Saprolegniomycetes, Saprolegniales, Verrucalvaceae. The coding region runs from base 1 to 762 and encodes 253 amino acids. The transcript has a single exon. The record is from RefSeq and is a predicted model, not a curated record.